Kogia breviceps (pygmy sperm whale) is the source of this 2038-nucleotide messenger RNA. Lineage: Eukaryota; Metazoa; Chordata; Mammalia; Artiodactyla; Physeteridae. The record is from RefSeq and is a predicted model, not a curated record.
AUGGUACCCCGGGCGCUUGCUGUCCUAGCGGUGCUGCAGCUGCUCGCGGCGCAGAUGACCAUGGCAACCCGGGAGACCCGGUGUAACCCGGGCGAGUAUGAGGUUACCAGCCUUUUCCGCUGCAGCAAACUCUGCCCGGCUGGCUACUACGUCAGCAAAUACAUAGACCAGGACCACCGCAUCGGAGAAUGCAGGGAGUGCGAGCUUGGAACCUUCCUGGCCCAUCCCAAUGAAGAGAGCAGCUGCAUGCUGUGUUCCCAGUGCCGGGAGGAUCAGGAGGUGGUGACUGAAUGCUCCCCAACUAGCGACCGGCUAUGCCAGUGCAAGCAGGGCAACUUCUACUGCGACUCCAUGGACUGCACGGAGAGCUGCUUCCGGUGCAAAAGGUGUGAAGACAGCACCAUCCUUCAACCCUGCAACGCCACAAAGGAUACAGUUUGUGCCGUACAAAUUCAUCCAGAGGCUGGAAACCUAAAGUGGCCGUGGAUCCUCCUUGCUGUGACUGUGGUCCUUUCCAUCGCCACAGCCAUCGUCACCACCGUCAUCUGCCACUGUAGAAAAGCAGCUGCGUGGUUUUUCCAGUCGGUUGUCGUUUUGGGGAAACAAAACCCGAAGGAGCCAGGCAGCCCUUCACCAAGAAGCAGCCGGCCCAAGGAGAUGCAGAUACCCAUGGACCUUGAGAGGGGCCAACCAGCCCCUGGUGUGGAGACCAGGCCGCUGUCGGAGGUGGAGGACUCAGCCCUGGCGCCUGAGGCCAGGACCCGCCCGGGGCCCUCCAAGGACGCUGGGGAAAUCUUUGAGCUACAGGAGCUGGGGGCCGAAGGAAGUCCAGCAGCCCCAGAGCAGACACUACAACAGACUCAAGCUCCCGAGGCCCCCAGGCCCCCAGUCCAAGCAGAGGUGUCCCCUUCCCUCCACAGCCUGGAGCAGCUCACAGGAAGACAAUCUGACCCUGCCCACCUGUGCAUGGCUGCAGAAAAGAAGAAAGUAACGCAUCUCCUCCUCAAGGAUGGUCAUUCCAGGAGAUGAUUUGCAAGACUGAUGGUCCUCUUUACUUUACUUCCCCACCGCCUCUCCCUCUCUAUUCUGCCUUUUUACUUUACUUCCCUGUCUGAUUCUAUAAAAGAAACUGGCAUCCAGACCCCGAUAAGGCGGUUCUUUUGAGACACAAAUCUGCCAUCUUCUCGUCUGGUGGCUUUUCCUCGUCUCAGCACCUCACGUCUGACUUAUUGGCCUGUGUGCGGUGAGCCACACGAGCUUGGACUCGGUGACAAGGGGACCAUGGCACCAAGGGGAGGCAGAGGCUCAGCAUGUGUCCUCGCUGGGCCCCAGGGCUGGGAAACAGCAGGACCGAGGAGGCACAGCCCGCUGGUGCUGGACCCUGAAGCCUCUUGCGCAGUCAGCAGAGCUGGGCCAAGCACCUCCUGGGUGCCAGGCUUGGCAUCUGGAGAACACAGGGCUGCGGGGGCAGGGUGUGGGCUGGAUCCUGAGAUGGGUGGGAUUGUCCCCGGUGGGCCGUGUCCAGCCGUGCACAGCGGGAAGCAACGGUUCCCAUCCUCCGCUGUGGGGCUGCUGGGGGCUUUCCUGAGUGGGUGACACCGGAAUGGGGUUUGACAAAUAAUCAGACACCCACUAAGUGGCCCUGUGGGAGAGGGCCAGGGUUCCUGAGUGAUGAGGAACCCUAAGGCAGGGCAAGGUCAGGGGUUGAAGAAAGGGGAGACUGGGAGGAGAUCGUGGACCCCUGGGCCACCCUUGCACAGCCACGGGGCUUGAGAAGUCCGGAGACUGUAGGUUCCACGGGUCGUGAGCCCUUAGGCAUCAUUUCAGGGACCCGGCCUGUGACUUUUGUCGGAUGCUCCAGGGCUCCUGAGACGAAUAAAAUGCAGAAGUUGGGGCCCCUGCCGAGGGUCGGGUCAGGGUGACGAGCUGGUCCCUGGGUGUCCCUCUGGGGCUGUGCUGUAACGGGGCAGCUGUUCUUACCCUUUUUACCAGCCAUGGGACAGAGCGCUGAGUCCUUGCCGGCCGUGGGCAGAGACAG